Molecule: messenger RNA, 2242 nt
Organism: Panthera uncia (snow leopard)
Lineage: Eukaryota; Metazoa; Chordata; Mammalia; Carnivora; Felidae
Gene: TMED3
Product: transmembrane p24 trafficking protein 3
Exons: 3
Coding region: 83-520 (145 amino acids)
Biological process (GO): intracellular protein transport; endoplasmic reticulum to Golgi vesicle-mediated transport; Golgi organization
Cellular component (GO): Golgi apparatus; COPI vesicle coat; endoplasmic reticulum-Golgi intermediate compartment
Source: RefSeq, a predicted model, not a curated record
UCCCCGGAAGCGCCGCCUGGGCGCCACGUCCGCGCCCAGCGCCCCGCAGCCGCCGCCCCGGCCGGGAGCGGACCGGAGCGCCAUGGGCCCCGCGGGCGCGCGUCCCGGCUCCCCGCCGUCGCCACCGCUGCUGCUGCUGCUGCUGCUGCUGCUGCUCCGGGCCGAGCGGCCGCGGGGCGCCGAGCUCACCUUCGAGCUGCCCGACAGCGCCAAGCAGUGCUUCCACGAGGACGUGGAGCGGGGCGCCAAGUUCUCCCUGGACUACCAGGUCAUUACCGGAGGCCACUAUGACGUGGACUGCUACGUGGAGGACCCCCUGGGAAAGACCAUCUACAGGGAAACCAAGAAGCAGUACGACAGCUUCACGCACCGGGCCGAGGUCAAGGGCGUUUAUCAGUUUUGCUUCAGCAAUGAGUUCUCCACCUUCUCUCACAAGACCGUCUACUUUGACUUCCAAGUGGGCGACGAGCCCCCCAUCCUCCCAGACAUGGGGAACAGGGUCACGGCCCUCACCCAGUGAUUCUGGGCCCUGGGAGGAGCCUGCACCUGCCGACCUGCACUGCUGAGCCCCCCAGCCAGGCCCAGGGCCCAGGGAGCGCCCUCUCCGAGUGUCUGAAUGAGCGUGGGACGGACCUAAGCGAAGAGGGUGGAAUUCUAGCCCGGAAACCCACGUGGGCCCUUUGCUCGUGCUUAAAGGCAAAGUCUGUGUGUGCACGCAUAGUGAGUGUGUGUGCGUGUGCAGGCCCCACAGGUGCGCAUGCCUACGUGUGCGUCCCCGGCCCCCGCUGAUCUCAGGGACACCCCGAACCUGCUUGUGGCGGGGCCCUCGGUGCCCACGUCUGUCCGCCGCUCUGCCCUGUCUUGCCCGCAGAACCGCAGUGACCGGUGCAGCUGGACUAGAGAGGCUUCCAGAAGUGCCGUGUCGUGAUUUGGCCUGGACACAGGCUCGCAGAGUAGCCUGACCCCACGCCGCGGCCUCCUUCCUAGCCCUUCCCGGUUUAUCCGCUGUUCAUUCUGCGAUGGCGGACGUGCCUUCGUGAGCUCCAGAAGCGUCACCUGAAGAGCUGGGGCGGGGGGUGGGGGGCGUCAGCGCCUACGAAUGCCGCCGUGAGUCCGGCAGAGGUCUGUGCCCCGGGUGGUCCUGUUGUGGCCGGCAUUUGGAGCCGGUUGACACAUCAAGGAACUCGUUGGUGUCACGAGCCCUUCCAGGAUCAGGUGGCCGCUUCUCAGCGUCUGACGCCUGUAGGUACGCGCCGCCUACCAAGUGUGGGGCAGGUGACGACGCCGGGCGCCAGCCCGAGAUGACAGGGUGUGCGGGUGUCCCCGAGAAAGUGGGUUUGUGACCCUGGAUUCUGCCCUUUGAACUGCUGCCCUGUGAAGCUCCCCUAAUUCCACCUGGGUGGCAGUGACCCUGUCGCUUCCUGUCUGGGUGGCACUUUGCAGCUCUUCCCCAUGGACCCGGGUGACAGCAGCCGCCCGCGUGUCCGCAGGAAACCGUAGCCCUGGCGGCAGACCACUCAUCGGGUGGACACGAUACGUGGCCUUGUAAACGCCGGGGCCGAAAGGAGGCCUCGUCCUCCCUCGCGUGGCCUGGUGUGGCGCCUGCCGUGGCCCGGAGUGAACAGCCCGUGAGGCAAGUAAGGGCGACGUUGCUUUUUGGCCACAGUCUCCUAUUUGCCUCCCGGAAACAGUUCCAUUUGUGACACAAGGGAGGGUGUUGGGGGUCAGUCAGGCGGUGGCUCCGUGACUCGGUCUCCCCUCCCUUCCUGCGCUCACGGUGUGGACAGUUCACCUCUGCGCUUCGGGGACCGAAGCAGGUGUCUCCGGGACGCGUUGCGAGCUUCUCUGGCCUUGUUGGGAUAGAAUCUUCUAGGUUUUGGAUAAAUGCGUGUCAUAGGUCACCUGUGAGUGAGCCUCAUGACCACCGCGGGCUUGUGACUCCCGCGGGCUUGUGACUCGUGGCGUAACCGAGCGUCCGAAGCGGACCACGUGCACCUCAGGGCCGCAGGCGGGCGGUCCGGGCCACGCGGGUCCCCAGGCUGGGUCGGGGUGAGGCCGGGGAUCAGCUUCCGCGCUCGCCAGACUGUUGGCGGGUUCGGGUCCUUGUCGGCUGUUGUGCCCCGGCCCCCAGAGACCUCCUUCGGUCCCCGCACGUGCCUGUGUCCUCUAGGCUGGCAGCUGGAGCUCUGCUCCCUUUCAGCGGCUCCUGUGGUCAGGUCAGGCGCUGGGGUGGUGGCCGUGC